UCCCAUAAGCCCUGAUUAAGAAGGUCAUGAAGCUUUAGCUCGCGAGCCGUUAGCAUUCUGCUAGCAGACCAUCGACUGUCUACAUUUCUCCGAGCAGGUUCAUUCAUCCGCCAAAAAUGGAGUGGGCAAGUCAGCUAUGUGAGAACCGAGGCUUGGGAUCCAAGAUGACAGACUCCAAAUAUUUCACCACUACCAAGAAAGGGGAGAUCUUUGAGCUGAAGGCAGAGCUCAACAGUGAUAAGAAAGAGAAGAAAAAGGAGGCAGUGAAGAAGGUCAUUGCGUCUAUGACAGUGGGAAAAGAUGUCAGUGCUUUGUUUCCUGAUGUCGUGAACUGCAUGCAGACGGAUAAUCUGGAGCUGAAGAAGCUGGUCUAUCUGUACUUGAUGAAUUAUGCCAAGAGCCAGCCGGACAUGGCCAUUAUGGCAGUUAACACCUUUGUGAAGGACUGUGAGGACCCAAACCCUCUGAUCCGUGCACUGGCUGUGCGCACCAUGGGCUGCAUCCGAGUGGACAAGAUCACUGAGUACCUGUGUGAACCUCUAAGGAAGUGUCUGAAAGAUGAAGACCCUUAUGUAAGGAAAACUGCUGCAGUUUGUGUCGCCAAGCUGCAUGACAUUAACGCCCAGCUGGUGGAGGACCAGGGCUUCUUGGACACCCUGAAAGAUCUGAUCUCUGACUCCAACCCCAUGGUGGUAGCAAAUGCAGUAGCGGCUCUGUCUGAGAUAGCAGAGUCUCAUCCUAACAGCAACCUUCUGGACCUGAACCCUCAGACAAUUAAUAAGCUCCUGACAGCCCUUAAUGAAUGCACUGAGUGGGGCCAGAUCUUCAUCCUCGACUGCCUGGCCAACUACACGCCCCGUGAUGACCGAGAGUCACAGAGUAUCUGUGAGCGUGUAACUCCACGGCUGUCCCACGCUAACUCUGCCGUGGUUCUGUCUGCCGUGAAGGUUCUGAUGAAGUUCAUGGAGAUGCUGCCUAAAGAUCUAGACUAUUACGGCACUCUUCUGAAGAAACUCGCUCCUCCGUUGGUCACGCUGCUCUCAGCUGAACCUGAACUGCAGUAUGUUGCCCUGAGGAACAUUAACCUCAUCGUACAGAAACGCCCUGAAAUUCUAAAGCAUGAGAUGAAGGUUUUCUUUGUGAAAUAUAAUGACCCAAUCUAUGUCAAGCUGGAGAAGCUGGAUAUCAUGAUCCGCCUGGCAUCUCAGGCCAACAUUGCUCAGGUGCUGGCUGAGCUGAAGGAAUAUGCCACUGAAGUGGACGUGGACUUUGUGCGUAAAGCUGUACGAGCCAUUGGCCGCUGUGCAAUUAAAGUAGAGCAAUCAGCAGAGCGUUGUGUUAGCACGCUGCUUGACCUCAUUCAAACCAAGGUCAAUUAUGUGGUGCAGGAAGCCAUUGUGGUCAUCAAGGACAUCUUCCGCAAGUACCCCAACAAGUACGAGAGUGUGAUUGCCACUUUGUGUGAGAACCUGGACUCCCUGGAUGAGCCUGAGGCUCGGGCAGCCAUGAUCUGGAUUGUGGGAGAGUACGCAGAGAGGAUCGACAACGCAGAUGAGCUGCUGGAGAGCUUCCUGGAAGGCUUCCAUGAUGAGAGCACACAGGUGCAACUGCAGUUACUGACAGCUAUUGUGAAGUUGUUCUUGAAGAAACCCACCGAGACCCAGGAGCUGGUGCAACAAGUGCUCAGUCUUGCUACACAGGAUUCUGAUAAUCCUGACCUGCGUGACCGUGGCUACAUCUACUGGCGUCUGCUCUCCACAGACCCUGUGGCGGCAAAAGAGGUGGUGCUGGCCGAGAAGCCUCUGAUAUCAGAGGAGACAGACCUGAUUGAGCCCACCCUGCUGGAGGAGCUUAUCUGCCACAUUGGUACUCUGGCCUCAGUCUACCACAAACCUCCCAGUGCUUUUGUGGAGGGCAGCCGUGGCGUCCAGCACAAGAGACUUCCUGCUCGUGCUGGCUCUGGGGAAAGUGCUGAGAGCCCUGAUGUUGGCCAGUCUGGACCUGCCGAAGCUCCGCCCGCUGUCAUUCCAUCACAAGGUGAUCUCCUAGGUGACCUGCUGAACCUGGAUCUGGCCCCACCCACUGCCACUAUCCCUUCAGUGCAGCCCUCAAUGCAGAUGGGAGCCAUGGACCUCCUGGGAGGAGGUCUAGAUAGUCUGAUGGGCGAUGAAUCAGAUACGCUGGGAGGAGACAUCGGAGGAAGCCCUUCGAUGGGUGCCGGUUUGGGGGCGGCCCCGGCAGCCAUGCCUGCUGCUCUCGGCAGUGCUCCUGCUGUUGGAGGUGGAUUGGGAGACCUUUUUGACCUUGGUGGAGGUGUUGGCAUGCCAACAGGAGCCUACGUUGCACCUAAAACUGUGUGGUUACCAGCAAUGAAGGCUAAAGGGCUGGAGAUUUCUGGGACAUUUGCCCGACGUGGUGGGAUCAUUCAGAUGGAUCUGUCUCUCACCAACAAAGCCAUGAGCGUUAUGACUGAUUUCGCCAUUCAGUUCAACAGGAACAGUUUUGGUCUCGCCCCUGCUGGCCCUCUGCAGGUUCUGACUCCUCUGAGCCCCAAUCAGACCAUUGACGUUAGUCUCCCUCUCAGCACGAGUGGCCCCGUCAUGAAAAUGGAACCUCUCAACAAUCUGCAGGUAGCUGUGAAGAAUAACAUUGACGUGUUCUACUUCAGCUGCCAAUAUCCCCUCAGCCUGCUCUUUGUAGAGGACGGAAAAAUGGAACGUCAGGUGUUCCUGGCCACCUGGAAAGACAUUCCAAAUGACAACGAGGCACAGUUCCAAAUCAAAGACAUCCACCUCAACUCAGACGCGGCCAGCAACAAGCUACAAGGCAGUAAUAUCUUCACCAUAGCCAAGAGGACAGUGGAGGGGCAGGACAUGCUGUACCAGUCUGUCAAACUCACCAACGCCAUUUGGGUGCUGGCAGAAAUGCGCAUACAGACCGGCAACCCCAACUACACGCUGUCGAUAAAGUGCAGAGCGCCAGAGGUCUCUCAGUUUGUGUACCAGUGCUAUGAGUUGGUGCUGAAGAACUGAAGUGGGGGGAAACCAACAGGAAACUGCAGUUCCCAGGCAUCGUUUGGAUGACUGAAACUUGAUUGGACCAGUCAGAGAAAGAAUCCCCGCUGUCUUGCAUUUCCCUCAGACUGUGCUCUCAGCAUUGACUGAAUCCCAAGGAAUUUUUCUUUGUUAUUUUGUCCAUUCCCAGCACCCUCCUUUAUCCCUCCUGAAGUCUUACAAUAUUACAGUUACAGUCUCUCUUCUAAGAUAUGACACCCGUCUUUAGUUCUAAUAUGUGCAGGUGUUGUUCUCAGCAUUGCCUCUACUACAUGAUUGCUUCACUGUCUAUCCUGGGCGGUUGUUUUUUUUCCCUCUCAUGGAGGUCGAGCAUCAUACGCAGGAGAUCUCUAAAAGUUUUAGACCAGCCUGUAUUCGUCAUCCAUCCAGUUGUAGGAAGGGUGUGUUUACUACAGUUAAGAAAAACCUUUCAGCACUGCUGUUUUUAAUUUAGUCUUAAUAGUCAGACAAUAGGUCGCUGGGUUUGUGUUCACACAAACAGUUGAGGUUCAAAUCUUUAUUUAUUUUUGUUCUGUUUUAUUAAAGCUCCUCCUUGGUCUUUCCUCAGUAAUUUAGGUUUCCCACAAUUUCUUUUAAGGGAAUGCUGUAUUCGGAAGCACUACACAGUUGCUGAGUAAACUUUUCUUUGUCUCCAAAGUAUCUCUGUAUUUGGUGAUGACUAAGUUUGCAGUCAUGUUUUGCUAUUAAGCUGGGUUUAUUUUUAGUUACUACUGUCUUUUGUGUGCUGUGUAUCAGUAUGUGUGUGUGAGUUAAAGAUGUAACAUGCUGCAUGUUCUGUUCCUCCUCCUGGCAAUCUUCCCUUCCUUAUUUCAGGAUAAAGUUCUGGAUCUGUCAGGGAGACUCGACUCCUAAGAUCAUCCUGCAGAAAACUGAUACUUUAUGGUAUGAAUAUCUCUCAAAUCACACUGAACGCGAUGCAUCAGAAAUCUCUUGCUUUGCAAAACAACUUGUUCUUCUCUUAUUCUUUAUGGGACAGGGAGAUGUGGUUAAUCUAUGUCCUUGUGAUGUUUAAUUUUCUUUUAAACCAUUUUGACAAGGUGGACAUACUUCUCUCAAGCUUAAUGUACAAUGACCACACUGCUGACCUGGCACACACAGUGCUGUGUGUGUACACUUAGAAGUUCCCAAAUAAUAUUGAUGAUUGUUUUUCUUUUAAUCAUAGUUUGCUGAUUCUGUAUGUGUGUUAUAUACUGUGGGUUUAGUUGUAGGGGUGAGUACAAGGAGAUGUCAGGCAAAGAAAUAUGCUUUACUUUUGUUGGAUUCUGUCAUGAAUGCAUCAUCUGUUAUAGAAAUUAAAAAAAGUAUAUUACCCAUUGA
Messenger RNA from Labeo rohita (rohu), 4391 nucleotides. It is a transcript of the gene ap1b1, whose product is annotated as adaptor related protein complex 1 subunit beta 1. The transcript has 23 exons. Lineage: Eukaryota; Metazoa; Chordata; Actinopteri; Cypriniformes; Cyprinidae. Gene Ontology annotation, molecular function: clathrin binding. The coding region runs from base 117 to 3032 and encodes 971 amino acids. Gene Ontology annotation, cellular component: clathrin adaptor complex; membrane coat. The record is from RefSeq and is a predicted model, not a curated record. Gene Ontology annotation, biological process: vesicle-mediated transport; intracellular protein transport.